AUCAAGAACUCUAAUCUUUUUCAGUGUGAAACAUUCUUAUUUUAUGAGAUCAAAACAUCUCUACAACUCCUCAAAUCCAUACAAAAGUAGGUUAAGGAUGACAAGUGUCGGCUAAUUAUAUGCAUUAGCAAAAUCCCUCUCAAAAAAAAAAUUUAAAAAAAAUGCAUACACACACUCACACUCCCACUUUCAUGCAACAACGUGGAACCUCACUUCACCAACCAACAUUUUUUGAGCUCAUAUGCUCACUCCCUCAACUCAUUCAUGCACUACAACAAUUCUCCAACACUCCCCUCUCCUAUAAAACCAUAGCCAUGCCCACCUUUCAAGCUACGAAGAGCUCGAUUUUCGAGAAACUCGAACAUGAUCAAGCAGGACAAGAACGAGGGGGACGGGGCGAGGUACGUAGGCGUGAGGAGGCGGAAAUGGGGGAGGUGGGUGUCGGAGAUUCGCGAGCCGGGGAAAAAGACUCGUAUUUGGUUGGGGAGUUUCGACACGCCUGAGAUGGCGGCCGCGGCCUACGACGUCUCCGCGCGGUACCUGAGAGGGGCGGAUGCGCGCAUCAACUUCCCGGAGCUGGUGGAGAGCCUCCCGAAGCCUGCCAGUGCUGAUGCGGACGACAUUCGCCAAGCGGCUCAGCUGGCCGCCAUGCGGCUGGGGGGCGUCGAGCAGUUGGGGGAUGCAGAUGGUGGUUCUAGCGGGGGUGCUGUCCCGGCUAGGGUGAAGCUGUCGCCUAGCGACAUUCAAGCCAUCAAUGAGGCGCCACUCGACUCGCCUAAAAUGUGGAUGGAGCUAGUGGGCCCGUCGGGGGUCGGAGAAUCUGUCAGUUAUGAGGAGUUUGAGAUGGAGGAAUGGGAUGAAACAGAAACUUAUUCCAUUUGGGACUGAUAUUCAUAUAAUAUAACAUAGAAGCACACAUAUAUAUGAGCAUUUGAUUUUUUUAGAUAGAGAUUGGUGUUUUAGAUAUAAACCAAGCAUCUGCAUAAGGGAAUUCAUGUUGACUACAAUGUGAGAUAAGGAUCUUACAUUAUUUGUUUCAAGGGCCACUUUUUAGGCCACAUUUCUAACAAGAAUUUAUUGUAUCACUAUAAUUAUAGAUUCUAAUGAAGCUAAUAUAUUCUGUUGCUCAAGUCAAAGCUCUUCCUCUCUUUUUAGUUCAAUUUCUUAUUUUAUUUUCAGAUGGCAUUAUCACUUUCAUUGUUUAUUUCUGAGCAAAUACUUAUCUUCACUUAGCUUAAGCCAGCGUUUCUUUAUAACUCGAUUUCAUGUUCUUACUCGAACAGCUACCAGACAUUUCUAAUUCGUGGUCUAAUUAGACUAGGCUAGUUAAUCAUAAAUUGGUAUAUAGCUCGAGAUGUUUAGGUGUACGAUACAGUCUAUACACCCUUUACAUAUUCUACGAGCACAUAUUGGUAGCCAAUAGUAGCUAUGUGAGCAUUUGAUGGUAAAAAAAGAGAUAUAUAAC
This is a messenger RNA of Salvia splendens (bonfire salvia), 1465 nucleotides long. RefSeq names its product ethylene-responsive transcription factor ERF021. Lineage: Eukaryota; Viridiplantae; Streptophyta; Magnoliopsida; Lamiales; Lamiaceae. The transcript has a single exon. Gene Ontology annotation, molecular function: DNA-binding transcription factor activity; DNA binding. Bases 364 to 888 code for a protein of 174 amino acids. Gene Ontology annotation, biological process: regulation of DNA-templated transcription. The record is from RefSeq and is a predicted model, not a curated record.